Messenger RNA from Ilex paraguariensis (yerba mate), 2682 nucleotides. The record is from the annotation of a GenBank genome assembly. NCBI's taxonomy places the organism in Eukaryota, Viridiplantae, Streptophyta, Magnoliopsida, Aquifoliales, Aquifoliaceae.
UCUAAAACUCCAACCCCUAAACCCUCCCUUCAAACAAUUACCUUCUCUACUUGUCAUCUUCGCAGGUACAAGCUAUUGAUCUUCAUCUAUCACCUGAUAUUGCAGUGAGACUACAUGUAUGUUCAGAUUGCUGCCGACCUACAAAGGUAGGCAUUUACCAAAGUCUCUGCCAUCGUUUCGAACCAGGUUAGAAUUGUAUUCCAUCACUGCGACUUGUGCACAACUUUCAUGUAAUGGAAUUGAGAACGAGAACAAAGAGAUCGAUUUCGAGAUUUUAUUCAACUCAUGCACCAAAACCCAACAGGCUAAGAACCUUCACGCCCUUCUUAUUGUUGCGGGGAAGGCUCACAGUAUCUUCAUUGCCACUAGACUUGUCAAUCUUUAUGCCCAUCUGGGUGAUGUUUCUUUGUCACGCCAAACUUUUAGUCAGAUCCGCGAAAAGGAUGCAUAUACGUGGAAUUCAAUGUUAUCUGCUUAUGUUCGCAAUGGGCAUUUCCACGAAUCUGUGAAGUUUUUAGAUGAAAUGUUAUCGACCUCUGAAGUUCGGCCUGAUUUUUACACUUUUCCACCCGUGUUAAAAGCUUGUGGCAAUGUAAUUGAUGGCAGAAGGAUACAUUGCUGGAUUUCCAAACUGGGUUUCGAAUGGGAUGUGUUUGUGGCUGCUUCCCUGGUGCAUAUGUAUUGCCGGUUUGGCUCCUUUGCUGUUGCCCACAAGAUUUUUACAGAUAUGCCGUUCAGGGAUAUGGGUUGUUGGAAUGCUGUGAUUUCUGGGUUUUGUCAACAUGGAAAUGCUGUGGAGGCAUUGAGUGUCUUGGAUGAGAUGAGAUUGGAGGGGGUUAAGAUGGAUUCAGUAACUGUUUCAACUAUUCUUCCUAUAUGUGCACAAAUGGAUGAUAUGUUGCGUGGAAUGUUGAUACAUUUGUAUGCCAUAAAGCAUGGCCUGGAGUUUGAUGUGUUUGUGUCAAAUGCUUUGAUUAACAUGUAUGCCAAAUUUGGCAAUUUGGGGCAUGCACAGGUGGUUUUUGAUCAUAUGGUGCUUAGGGAUCUGGUGUCAUGGAACUCGAUAAUUUCUGCAUAUGAGCAGAAUGGUGAUCCAAUUACAGCAUUUCAGUUCUUUGGCAGGAUGCAACUGAAUGGAGUUCAGCCUGAUCUGUUAACGCUGGUGAGCUUAGCUUCCAGUGUUGGUCAGACUGGGGAUUUUCAUAAUAGCAGGUCUGUCCAUGGAUUCGUCCUGAGGAAGUGUUGGAUUAUGGAAGAUGUUGUCAUUGGAAAUGCUGUUGUGGAUAUGUAUUCAAAAUUGGGCAUUAUUGAUUCUGCGUGUAAUGUUUUUGAAGACCUCCAAUUUAAAGAUGUUAUUUCGUGGAAUACAAUGGUCACAGGCUAUGCACAGAAUGGUCUUGCAAGUGAAGCUAUUGAAGUAUACUGCAUGAUGCAAAAGUGUAAGGACAUAAUACCAAACCAGGGGACUUGGGUGAGCAUUUUACCUGCGUAUGCUCAUGUUGGAGCUGUGCAACAAGGAAUGAAAACUCAUGGUCGGGUGUUUAAAGUAGGUCUCCAUUUGGAUGUCUUUGUGGGUACCUGCCUCGUUGAUUUGUAUGGAAAAUGUGGGAGACUGAAUGAUGCAAUGUCCUUAUUCUACGAAGUGCCCAGGACGAGUUCAGUUCCUUGGAAUGCCAUCAUAUCAUGUCAUGGGAUUCAUGGGCAUGGCGAGACAUCUCUGCAACUAUUUAGGUAUAUGCUGGAUGAGGGGGUGGAGCCGGAUCAUGUAACCUUUGUAUCCCUAUUGUCAGCUUGUAGCCAUUCGGGAUUAGUUGAUCAGGGUUGGUGGUGCUUUCAUGUAAUGCAGGAAGAGUGUGGGAUCAAGCCUAGUUUGAAGCACUAUGGCUGCAUGGUUGACUUACUUGGCCGGGCUGGUAAUUUGGAAAUAGCAUACAAUUUUAUAAGGAGUAUGCCUUUAAAGCCUGAUGCUUCAGUUUGGGGUGCUCUACUUGGUGCUUGUAGAAUCCAUGGAAAUGCUGAGUUGGGUAAAUUGGCUUCAGAACGCUUGUUUGAGGUUGAUUCGGAGAAUGUAGGUUACUAUGUUUUGUUGUCGAAUAUUUAUGCGAAUGUCGGUAAAUGGGAGGGGGUAAAUGAAGUGAGAUCAUUUGCUAGAGGCAGGGGUUUGAAGAAGACUCCUGGUUGGAGCUCAAUUGAACUGAACAAUAGGAUUGAAGUAUUUUAUACAGGGAAUCAAUCUCAUCCACAACACGAGGCAAUAUAUAUGGAGUUGGAAAUUUUAACGGCUAAAAUUAAGAGCCUCGGUUAUAUUCCAGACUAUAGCUUUGUGUUGCAGGAUGUUGAGGAGGAUGAGAAGGAGCACAUCCUGACAAGUCAUAGUGAAAGAUUGGCUAUUGCAUAUGGAAUCAUCAGCACUCCUCCUAAGAGUCCUAUUCGGAUCUUUAAGAACUUGCGGGUUUGUGGGGAUUGCCACAAUGCAACUAAAUUAAUAUCGAAGAUUACUGAUAGGGAGAUUAUUGUGAGGGAUUCCAACCGUUUCCAUCACUUCAAGGAUGGUAUUUGUUCUUGUGGGGAUUAUUGGUGAAGUGAAUUGCCGAUUUUUGGCUCAGAAAAUUGAGAUUUUGGAUCAGUGUCAUUGUCAGUCCACUUCUGUCUUUUCGAAAUCUGAAGAAGUGCCCAUAGAAC